Molecule: messenger RNA, 6647 nt
Organism: Eleginops maclovinus (Patagonian blennie)
Lineage: Eukaryota; Metazoa; Chordata; Actinopteri; Perciformes; Eleginopidae
Product: receptor-type tyrosine-protein phosphatase mu-like
Biological process (GO): protein dephosphorylation
Cellular component (GO): membrane
Molecular function (GO): protein binding; protein tyrosine phosphatase activity
Source: RefSeq, a predicted model, not a curated record
CUCCGGUCUGAGACACGGAGAGAGUAACCGGAGAGAAAAACCGGAGCCUGUCUGUCUGUCUGUCUGUCUGUCUGCAGACAGGAAACUACAGAAACACAGAAACAGAGGAGCAGAGGAACUACAACAGGAGGAGAAGAAGGAGAGAAAAAAGAAGUGGAGGAACUACAACAGAAGAGUUGAGCAGAAACAGAGGAACUACAGUAGGAGACACAGGAGAAGAAGAAGUGGAGAAGAAACGGAGGAACUACAGAAGAAGGAGAAACUACAGCUGUAGAAGAAGGAAAGGAGAAACCGCAGCAGAACACAGGAGAAGAAGAGGUGGAGAAGGAACGGAGGAACUACAGGAGAAGCAGAAGAGAGGAACUACAGCAGGAGAAGAGAGGAGGACAGACAGAGACAGAGAGGAACUACAGGAGAAGACGAAGUGGAGGACAGACAGAGGGACAGAGGAACUACAGAAGGAGAAUAAGAAGAAGUGGAGUUUCUGUAGUUUCUCUCCAACAUGGAGCGCGCAGCAACUUUGCUCCUCGCGCUGAUUUCCCUGUGCAAACUAACGGGCGCGCGGGCCGAUACCUUCAAAGCCUGUGUGUCCGGUCCCGACUGUCCUCUGGUUCAGUCAACAGAAGACGACUUCGAUUGGGAACAAGGAGACACCAGAGAAAGAACGAGCAGCAGCCCCUGGAUCCCCACAGGCUCGCCCUUCCUGUUCGUGAACACGUCCAGUCGCUACAGCGGUCAGCGAGCCCGGCUGCUGAUGCCGCCGCUCAAAGAGAACGACACACACUGCGUCAGCUUCCUGUUCUACCAGGCGGGGGGGAGAGAAGGAGCCACUCCCGCCACGCUCAACGUCUACAUCAAAGAGAACAACAGUCCUCUGGGGGUUCCCAUCUUCAACUCUUCAGGACCCGCCUACCACAUCUGGAAAGGGGUGGAGCUAGCCGUGUCCACAUUCUGGCCCAAUUACUACCAGGUGGUGUUCGAGGCGGUCAGCACCGGACAGAGAGGAGUCCUCGCCAUCAAGGACAUCACACUGCAGGGACACCAGUGCAUGAGCACACCUCACCUCCUGCACAUUAAAGGUGUGGAGGUGAAUGCAGGACAGACGGCUCAGUUUCACUGCACGGUCAAUGGACGUCCGCAGAGCAACCUGCUGCUGUACCUGCAGGGGAUGGGCGGUCGUCAGGCGGUGGUCCGGGAAACGAAGCCGGUGAACUCCCGUCGCUACGUGGCGAGCUUCGACGUGGAAAACACCACGAAGGGCGACUCAGGGCGAUACCGCUGCCUCGCCCAAUCAGAGCGCGGCGUUGGCGUGUCCUCCUACGCCGACCUCACCGUCAAACAACCCCCGGUACCCAUUGCCCCCCCACAGCUGACAGCGGUGGGCGCCACCUACCUGUGGAUCCAACUUAACGCCAACUCCAUCAAUGGAGACGGACCAAUCAUCGAGAGAGAGGUGGAGUACCGCACGAUGUCGGGCAUGCUGAUCGACACCACCCCGGUGGAUAAGCCGACCCAUAAGAUCGGACACCUGGACCCCGACACCGAGUAUGAGAUCAGCGUGCUGCUGACCCGGCCCCUGGACGGAGGCACAGGAAAUCCCGGACCCCCGCUGAGGGCCAGGACUAAGUGUGCAGACCCGAUGCACGGCCCGCGGCGCCUGGAGGUCGGAGACGUUCAGUCCAAACAGGUGACGGUGCGCUGGGAGCCGUUCGGAUACAACGUGACGCGCUGCUACAGCUACAACCUGACUUUGCAGUACCACUACUGGCCAGCAGGGGGCGCCAGCAGGGAGCCGGUGAGGGAGGAGGUGGUGUACGACGUGCUGAGCGGCGUGCCGCAGCACGUCCUGCGUAACCUUCCACCGUUCACCAACGUCAGCCUGAGGCUCGUCCUCAGCAACCCCGAGGGCCGCAAGGAGAGCGAGGAGCUGCUGGUGCUGACGGACGAGGACGUCCCCGGAGCCGUCCCCGUGGACUCGAUCGUGGGCAGCAGCUACGAGCAGCAGAUCAGUCUCAGCUGGAAGGAACCACUGCAGACGUACGGACUGAUCCGACACUACGAGAUCUCCUACAAAGCUCUGAGCUCCUUCGACACAGAGUUCGAUCUGUCUAAUCAGAGCGGGAAGGUGGUCAAACCGGCCAAUGAGACGAGCCACGUGUUCAGCGGCCUCUACCCGGGCUCCACCUACUCCUUCACAAUAAGAGCCUCCACCGUCAAGGGCUUUGCCCCCAUCAUCACACAGUUCACCACCAAGAUCUCAGCUCCUCUGAUGCCGGCGUACGAUCAGGAGUCUCCUCUGAACCAGACGGACUCCACCGUCACCGUCCUGCUGAAACCAGCGCAGAGCAGAGGAGCACCUGUCAGUAAGUACCAGCUGGUGGUGGAGGAGGAGCGCCCCCGCAGGCAGAGGAGAGGAACUGCAGAGAUCCUGCGCUGUUACCCGGUGCCCAUCCACGUCCAGAACGCCUCGCUGCUCAACUCCCAGUACUACCUCAGCGCCGAGCUGCCGGUCAGCGAGCUGAGGGCGGCCCGCUCCUUCUGCAUCGGUGAUAACAGGACGUACAACGGCUACUGGAAUGCUCCUCUGCUGCCUCACAAGAGUUAUGGGAUCUACUACCAGGCUGUGAGCACGGCUAACGGGGAAACGAAGAUCGACUGUGUGCGGGUGGCCACUAAAGCCGCUAUAAUCGCCACCCAGCUCACCACGCCGUACAUUCGCAUCGCGCCGGCGGCGGGAGACAAGCAGCUCCCAGGAGCGGCGACCAGGAAGCCGGAGCCGGAGCAGGAGAAGCAGUCGGACCACACGGUGAAGAUCGCCGGAGCCAUCGCCGGCAUCCUGCUCUUCAUCAUCAUCUUCCUCGGAGUCAUCCUGCUGAUGAACAAACGACGGAGAAAUUAUCACUCCUACACUUACUACCUGAAGCUGGCGAAGAAGAGGAAGGAAACUCUGAGCUCCAGACAGGAAAUGACCCUGAUGGUCAACAAUUCCCAACACACCACCAUGGUGGACACGCACACACACACGCUGAACGGACGCACUGUGUCCUCUCCGUCCUCCUUCACCCUGAAGACAAACACCAUCAGCACCACCGUGCCCAACUCAUACUACCCAGAUCCCUUCGUGCCGACGGCCAUCCUGGACGACAGCCACACGAUGACCAGUGAAACCAGCAGCCUGGUGCAGUCCCACUAUAAGCAGCGCGAGUCUGAGCGGGAGGCGCUGCCCUAUCAGACGGGGCAGCUGCACCCGGCCAUCAGGGUGGCCGACCUGCUGCAGCACAUCACCCAGAUGAAGUGCGCCGAGGGAUAUGGCUUCAAGGAGGAGUAUGAGAGUUUCUUCGAGGGCCAGUCGGCUCCGUGGGAUUCAGCCAAAAAGGACGAGAACCGAAUGAAGAACCGCUACGGGAACAUCAUCGCCUACGACCACUCUCGUGUGCGUCUGCAGCCUCAGGAUGGAGAGAGCGGCUCCGACUACAUCAACGCAAACUACGUGGACGGAUAUCACCGACCCAAUCACUACAUCGCCACCCAAGGUCCCAUGCAGGAGACUGUGUACGAUUUCUGGAGGAUGGUUUGGCAGGAAAACACCGCCGCCAUCGUCAUGGUAACAAACCUGGUGGAGGUGGGGCGGGUGAAGUGUUGUAAAUACUGGCCGGACGACACGGAGAUCUACGGCGACAUGAAGGUGACGCUGAUCGAGACCCAGCUGCUGUCAGAGUAUGUGAUCCGGACCUUCGCCGUGGAGAAGCGGGGCGUUGCAGAGAUCAGGGAGAUCCGGCAGUUUCACUUCACCGGUUGGCCGGAUCACGGUGUGCCUCUUCACGCCACCGGCCUGCUCGGAUUCAUCCGACGCGUAAAGGCCAAAACCCCCCCGACAGCCGGCCCUACCGUGGUCCACUGCAGUGCGGGGGCAGGGCGUACAGGCUGCUUCAUAGUGAUCGACAUCAUGCUGGACAUGGCAGAGCGAGAAGGCGUGGUCGACAUCUACAACUGCGUCCGAGAGCUGCGAGCGCGCCGGGUCAACAUGGUGCAGACCGAGGAGCAGUACGUCUUCAUCCACGACGCCAUCUUGGAGGCGUGUCUCUGCGGCGACACGGCCAUCCCGGCCAAUCAGCUGCGGUCCGUGUACUACGAGAUGAACCGAUUGGACCCGCAGACCAACUCCAGCCAGAUCAAAGAGGAGUUCAGGACGCUGAACAUGGUGACCCCCACGCUGCGGGUCGAGGACUGCAGCAUUGCUCUGCUGCCGAGGAACCACGAGAAGAACCGAUGCAUGGACGUGCUUCCUCCGGACCGAUGCCUGCCCUUCCUCAUCACCAUCGACGGAGAGAGCUCAAACUACAUCAACGCUGCGCUCAUGGAUAGCUACAAGCAGCCGUCAGCGUUCAUCGUUACCCAGCAUCCUUUGCCCAACACGGUGAAGGACUUCUGGCGCCUCGUCCUCGACUAUCACUGCACGUCCAUCGUCAUGCUGAACGACGUGGACCCCGCACAGUUGUGUCCUCAGUACUGGCCUGAAAACGGCGUGCACCGCCUCGGCUCGCUGCAGGUGGAGUUUGUUUCUGCGGAUCUGGAGGAGGACGUGAUCAGUCGCAUCUUCAGGAUCUACAACACGGCCAGGCCUCAGGACGGGUACCGGAUGGUGCAGCAGUUCCAGUUCCUGGGCUGGCCGAUGUACCGCGACACGCCCGUAAGCAAGCGCUCCUUCCUGAAGCUCGUGCACCAGGUGGACAAGUGGCAGGACGAGUACGACGGGGGGGAAGGACGGACCGUGGUGCACUGCCUAAAUGGCGGGGGUCGCAGUGGUGUGUUUUGCAGCGUCAGCAUCGUGUGUGAGAUGUUACGUCAGCAGCGCUGCGUCGAUAACUUUCACGCCGUAAAAACUCUGAGAAACAACAAACCAAACAUGGUGGACCUGCUGGAACAGUAUAAGUUCUGCUAUGAAGUCGCUCUGGAGUAUCUGAACUCUGCUUAAACCCAAUGAGAGGAGAGGAGACAAGGAGUCGAAGAAAGGAGGAAGGAGAGGAGGUUUACUACUGACUGCAGGAGGAAGAAGAGGAGGAGGAAGAGGAGGAGUCUUUGCACUGCCUUGUUUGAACUCACCGUGUCAUUUUUUUAUUUUUGUCGUAUUGAUGAACCAAAACAUCUCGUGGUUUCUGCUUUUCACUCCGAGUGGAGCAUCCUGUCAGCUUCGCGGGAUAUUUGUGAACUCACCUCCACCUGUCUCACCGCUGCUUUAAACAACUUCCUGUUUACAUUUCUCAACGCACAGCAACACGCAAGCUGCUGGAAUAUUUUAAGUAAUGUUUUCAAUGUUCUGUGUUGCUUAAGGUUCAUGCAGUGCUCUCCAAACACCAAAGAAAAAACGUUUUAUUAUUUGAGAAAAUAAUUAGGUAAAAAAUGUUUCCUCAAUACGGAAAAAAUAUUUAGUUAAAAUGAAAAAAUACUUUGUAAUUCGGGAGAAAUAUUACGUGAAAAGGAUAAAUAGGAAUAAAUAAAAAUAUAAACUUUUUAAAUUGUUUAUAUUUUCUCUGUUUACAUAUUACUGUGAAUAAUGAGAAAUAUCUUUAAUAUGAGAAGGAUUUAAAAUAAUACAGACUAUUUUCUUUUAUUCUAACAAGAAAAUAAUCACGAAACAAGGUUUUAUACUCAUGGAAACAUUUUAAAUUCAUUAAAAAAACACAGCUGAUCGGGAAAAAACAGUUUAAUAUAUGAAAACAUUUCUUACAAUUUAAUUUAUUUUGAGGAUUUUCCAGAAAAAAACUCAUUUAAAGUCACUUUUCGGGAAUUGGGGAAUAUUUGACGCUGUUUUAAAACCGUUCGGUUCUUUAACAAGCUCACAUGUUAUUUAAUUACAGCCAUAAUUACUUAAGCUAAAGGGUUCGUUCCUCAGCUUUCAGUCUCCGAACUUCGUCUGGUUUUUAUCAAGAUAUUUCAGCGUUGGUUUCACUGUCGUCCGUCUUCUUCUUCUUCGGUGGUGUUUUCUUCUCCUGAGUUUCAGGCAGCUGUUAAUAUUGUACAUAAGGAAGCAGGAAGCAGAAUAUUUAUUCCUUCAGUCUUUUCGAUGUCGUGCUGUUCUCGCAGCGCAGAGAGACAAUCACAGAGUGCAAAAAACAUCGGAAACCACAUCGGAUUGAUUCACCUUUAUAACGACACGCGUCAGCAUUCACACGCAGGAAGCCCCUGAUGUAGCACAACAACAACAAAUACAUAAUAACGUAUAAUAUUCCCAAUUAUGAGAAAGUAUUCCAAGAUUAAACACUGAGUCGAUCAAAGCUUGUGUUAUUUACGUUAUUUCCAUUAAACGAGUCAUGUUUGGUGUUAUUAGAACACGGUAUCGGCUUCUCUUAAUCACUGUUACUCUCAUAUCGUCAGUUUUUUAAAGGGACUUUGAUUUGGUUUGAUGGAGACGUCCAUCAAACCGGGGCUGCGUUACAUCCGUUCCUGCUUACUUGUCCUGUGGUACAGCUUAAAUUACACAAACACUAAACACAGAGUCGGUCCUUCCGUUAAAUGCGUGGUUUUGAAGUGACCCUGGUCAUUAAAGGCUCUGCUGCUGACGAGAACAUUAUUGUAAUGAAAGCUUUUAUUUAUGUUGUAUGAUUAUGAAAUACUGCAAAUAAAAAUAUGUAUACACUCUUAAACCA